ACAAAACCAAAUCACAAAAUGGCCAAGGCUAUUUCUAGAACGUGCGAUAAAUGUGUCGGAGUACCUGGCGAUAAUUACUGUGAGCUAUGCCAACAGUGGUUUUGUGAUGAAUGUAAAACAUCCCAUUUACAAACAAUAUCGACCAGGAAUCACACAUUUAUUAGAGGUUCAAACACCAAACAGGAAGUUGAUACAAGGGAAUCAACAAUUAGAAAAGAUGCGGACACGCGACUACAAAGAAAUGAAAGAGACACAUUGACAGCUACCAAAUACAAAUAUAGAUGCUGUGAUUGCAAUACAGAGAUUAUUUCUGAAAAAGCAACAGAGUAA
Molecule: messenger RNA, 330 nt
Organism: Mytilus californianus (California mussel)
Lineage: Eukaryota; Metazoa; Mollusca; Bivalvia; Mytilida; Mytilidae
Exons: 5
Coding region: 19-330 (103 amino acids)
Source: RefSeq, a predicted model, not a curated record